Pichia kudriavzevii is the source of this 1062-nucleotide messenger RNA. RefSeq lists its product as uncharacterized. The transcript has a single exon. The coding region runs from base 1 to 1062 and encodes 353 amino acids. The record is from RefSeq and is a predicted model, not a curated record. Lineage: Eukaryota; Fungi; Ascomycota; Pichiomycetes; Pichiales; Pichiaceae.
AUGACUGUAUAUCACUACAUUCUAGAUCCGAGUGCCCUUGUGUACGGUGGUGUGGGCAAGAUCAAGGAAUGGGUUGCUACUGCGCAGAGGCAAAAUCAAUUCCAGAUUGUAUUCUAUGUGCCACUCUACACGUUGAAGGAACUGGACUUUCUCAAGAAGGUCUUCAAUCCACUAAUCUCAGCGAAUGCACGUGAAAGCAUCAGGUUUAUUGAUGAGCAAAUAUCGGGUGUAUUUGACGGGUUUGAGAAUGAGAAGGAUUUCACAGAUUUCGAAACUUACAAUCAGAUGAAAUCCCAAUCCACAACUACAGACGGACCUCUAACUGGAAAAACCCCGUCUCCAGUAACCUUCAUCCUGGAAACAGAGAACAAUGUGGGUCCUUCUUGGCAGAUUGCAUCGGGAUAUAGAAGAAGUACGCCAUUAGUGAAGGAUAUGCCAAAACCUAUAAAUGGGUCAUCCACUCAGGGUCAGUUGGGGGUAGACACUCAAAAGAAAGUCAUUGGUGUAUUUGGAAACAACAUUCCCGGCACGUUCAACGUUUCGAAGCAAGACAAACAUCAGUUGAAUAAUGUACAAGUACAAACGAAAGACAAAGCAGUCGUCCCCAUUCGUCUUAAGUAUUUGAUCAGAUCAUGUAUUCAGAAACAGUACAUUGAAAAUAAGAGGUCUCCUAAGAUACAAUGGCAGGUGAUUUGCGAAGAUGCUACCACUGCAAUCUGGCUGAAAAGCUUUGGGCUGACUGUCAAGUCUGUUAAUGAAAUCACCAAAGAGUUUGAUGAGUAUUCAGGAACUGCAACUUCCAAGGUUUUAUUUGACCCUGUUUCGGGAAAGCUCGUUGAGAGUACGGAAACAAAGAAGAAGAAGAAUGCUGGGACUAAGAAGAAAAAGUACAGGAGGAAUCCUAGGGGGGGCAAACCUGGCCACGGAAAUGGAAAAGAGGUUCAACAGCAAGGCCAAGAGAAUAGCAAAAUCAAUGGCCAAACUAACACUGAGGUCAAACCAUUAGAGAGUACCUCCAUUGAGGAAAUAAGGAGCACCGAAGGCGUGUUAUGGACGGCUUGA